Molecule: messenger RNA, 7597 nt
Organism: Limanda limanda (common dab)
Lineage: Eukaryota; Metazoa; Chordata; Actinopteri; Pleuronectiformes; Pleuronectidae
Gene: tns2a
Product: tensin 2a
Exons: 28
Coding region: 104-5254 (1716 amino acids)
Biological process (GO): peptidyl-tyrosine dephosphorylation
Molecular function (GO): protein binding; protein tyrosine phosphatase activity
Source: RefSeq, a predicted model, not a curated record
GAGAACAGAGAGGGAGAGAGGAGGAGGGAGGACAGAAGAGAGAGAAGAGAAAGAGUGGAGAGAGGAGGAAGAGGUCCCAAAGUCCAGGACCCCGUCCACCUAUAUGGGUUGCGUCCUGAGCUCGGACGGGUGCGGGGGGGAAGAGGUGCAACCGCUGCCGGUGGUCAGAGACUCCACCCUGAAGAGAAGGAGCCUGGAGAGGAGUGAGAGUGGCAGGAUGAGGCUGACAAAGGCGGGGAAGGGAGAGCCCCACCUCUUCAAGGAGAAGACCUUCAAGAAGAAGCGGCAGUGCAGCGUGUGUCGGCAGAACGUGGAUCACGUGGGCUCCUUCUGCAGAGUAUGCAAGACAGCCACCCACAGGAAGUGCGAGGGCAAGGUGACCUCUGCAUGCAUCCCAGUGCCUCCCAAUGAUCUGCAGCGUAGAGGGACUGCGCCUCCUCGACACACCCACCACCUGGGUUCCACCAAGUCUCUGACCUAUACCAAACAGAGGAACACCCUGCCAAGGAGCUUCAGUGUGGACCGCGUGAUGGAGAGAGUGAUGGAGCGCCACUACGACUUUGACCUGACCUACAUCACCGAGAGGAUCAUCUCCGUCUUCUUCCCCCCAAACCUGGAGGAGCAGCGAUACCGGCUGAACCUGAAGGAGGUGGCUGCCAUGCUCAAGUCCAAACAUCAAGACAAAUUCCUGCUCCUGAAUCUCUCCGAGAGGCGCCACGAUAUCACCAAAAUAAAUCCAAAGGUUCAUGACUUUGGCUGGCCUGACCUCCACGCCCCACCGCUGGAUAAGAUCUGUGCCAUAUGCAAGGCCAUGGAGACGUGGCUGACCUCUGACCCCCAGCACGUGGUGGUCCUGCACUGCAAGGGCAACAAAGGGAAAACAGGCGUGAUCAUUGCAGCCUACAUGCACUACAGCAAGAUCUCUGCAGGGGCGGACCAGGCUCUCAGUACUCUCGCCAUGAGGAAGUUCUGCGAAGAUAAGGUGUCCUCUUCCCUGCAGCCGUCCCAAAACAGGUAUAUCUAUUACUUUGGGGGCCUUCUGUCCGGGGCGAUCAAGAUGAACAGCAGCCCUCUCUUCCUCCACCAAGUUCUCAUCCCAUCACUCCCCAACUUCCAGGGUGAAGGAGGUUACUUCCCCUUCAUGAAGAUCUACCAGGCCAUGCAGUUGGUCUACACUUCAGGGAUAUAUGACCUUCAAGGCACCGGAGGCAGGCGGCUGUGUGUGACCAUCGAACCAGCACUUCUGCUGAAGGGUGACAUCAUGGUCAAAUGCUACCACAGGCGAGCCCAGAGCGCGGACAGAGACACGGUGUUCAGGCUGCAGUUCCACACCUGCACCAUCCACGGAUCCCAGCUGUGGUUUGGCAAAGGGGAGCUGGACGGCGCUUGUGUCGAUGAGCGUUUCCCAUCAGAUGCAACAGUCGAGUUUGUCUUCUCCUCUGGACCUGAGAGGAUCAAAGGACGUGAGUACCAGAAGAACGACCCGACUGUCACAGUCGACUACCACACUGCUGACCCGGUAGUUCGCUGGGAUUCCUAUGAGAACUUUAACCAGCGAUACCAGGACAGUCUGGAGGAUAUUGCCCACACCAGAGGUCCUGUAGAUGGCAGUCUCUACGCUCAGAUAAAGAAACAUCGAGGGCCAAGCUCUGGUUCUCUCACCUCGACCAAUGGCAGCAGCCCAGGAGCGGGUCAUCCUGACGAUAGACCUGAUCAUCUCAUCAGUCAAGGUUCCGACCCCGCCCUCUCAGGCCAUUCCAUCCAUUUGAACCAACCGUCUAUCCACCCUGACUGCCAGGAGGAGCCUGUUCGUCCGCCACCUCCGACCAGACAAGAGCGAGAGGACCUGGCACGUCUUCUUGGAGGCAUAGAGGGAAACCGGGAUGGGGAGCGAGAGACUGCCAUCUUGGAUGAUGGAGAUUGCCUGCCCUCUGAACGAACUGGGACGCUGGGACUCAGUCGGUCGUGUUCCUGCCGAGAUGGGUACCGGUCCCAGCGCUGUGCUGAGCCUGGUUGUGACCGUACUCUUCUCAUGCCCAACGGUUACUGCCUCGAUCGUGCUCCUGGCACCAACGGGCACCACGGGGCGACCCCUUCUGCCAGCCCGAACCCAGCUGCUCCUCCGUCACACAUGGAUCUGUGCCAGCACUACAGCCCCCACUCCCACCAGUCCCUCCCCCCUCCAGAUUUGGUGUGGGACCGGCAGAGCAGCCCUCACUACCUGCUUCGGUCCUGCUCAGAGGCCCCUUCAUCCAGACAUGUCUGCCCAUACCCAUCACCAGACCUUACCCCCCACCCUCACAACCCCCCACUUCACCACCCUCUGUCUGCCCCGGGUCACCUUUGCUGUCGAGAAGACGACUACGGUCCCUACCAUCACCCUCCCCCACCUCACAGCCACCACCAUGCACACCUCCCCAAAUCCUCCACCAGCCCUACCUACCAUGAUAUCAUGCUGUUGGAUGGUCUUCCACCCCCUGGCUGCCCAUGCAGAGACUGCGCUAUCAGGCGAGAAGACUAUCACAACCUCAGGCUGGACAGAGGGGACAGCUUCCACUGGGACAGAGAGGCAGAGCUUCAGCACAGAGAGGUGGGGCUGAGGAGAGCCAGGGAGACAGAGUUACCCAGAGGGUCAGAGCUCCACUGGGAGAGGGAUACUGGACCCAGACGAGGCAGAGAGCUGUCCCUCCACUGGGAGCGAGACAGGGAGGCUGAGCUGCAGUGGGAGAGGGACAGAGAGGCUGAAUAUUGGCAUAGGAGAGCCACUGUAGCCUCCUAUGGCCCACAGGGUCACGAUCUGCCGGCCUUCACAUUUGACCCUUUGCCAUCGGGUCACCCUGCGUAUCCAGAGGCGUCGAGGUCUCACGCUCAUUCUCACCUGGAUAUGAAGUACAGCAGCAGCAGCAGUGGUUACCAAACACCCCGGCAGGUGUGCCCCUGCUCGCCUUACCAGCCCUCACCAUCUGAAAGCAGGGGCUAUGCCUCGGGAUACCAGUCUGAGUCCACAUCCCCGCUGCCUCCAGCUUCCUCCAUGACAGGGCCCUGCAGCCAUAGCAACGGGCCAGCAGAGCAUAACCACAACCAUCACCAUCAAGACUCACAGCAGUCAUACAGCUCUGACUCACACACUGAUGGUCUUCGGAGCUCUGGUGAGAGUGUGGGCUGGAGGGACCACAUUACCCACGGGUCCUUUAGAAGGAACCAGAGAGAAGGCCACAGAGAAGUUCACGCUGCCUGCUCUACGCCAUCUGACAUGUCCGGACCGCCCACUCCCGUCCAUACCAGCAGCCCUCUGCGCACAGUGGAAAGCCCUAGUCCAGGAGGGAGGGAGUAUGAGAUCCGGACCACAGACAUCAUCAGCAGUGACUACGAGGCUUCUCAGCCCCCGGUCAGACGCUACGGAGCUGAUAAUGUCGUUCAGGAAUCCCUGGAAAGCCAAAUAAGUAGCGCAGAGCCGUCAUCUACUAAAGACACGCAGUCACACAAAAACACACCCACACACACAGACCCCCACAACCACUGCACAGCACAAAUAAACCCACCCCCUAUGACCCCCCACCAGCAGCACUGUAGUCCAGAUGUGCCUUCAGCUUCCUCCUUUGACUCUGUGACACCAUCCACAUCCAACCAGGGACACUGUCAGACUCCGUCAUCCCCUGUUCAUGCUUCACCUGCACAAGACCCACACCCCCAACCCGGCCCACUCCAGCUGCAGACCGUUCACCCUUCAGAAGCUGCUGCUCUUCCCUCCACUCUGGCACAAGCGGUGUCUCAGCCUCAGAGCCAGACCCAAGCCAAUGGCUCUGCCGGACCAACCCCACCCGCGGUCAAUGGAUCAUCUCCAGCCAGAGAAUCUCACCCAGACGCCCCAAAAUCGACCAACACUCACCAAUCCUCAUCCCCCCAGCCUGCAUCCAGCAGCAUGGAAGGUUCCCCUGUCUCCGACACCCCAGUUCCCGGAUUCGCCACGCUGGGUAGGAGGCUGAUGUUGAGUGGGCCUGACCCUCGACACCCGAACCACAACCAGCAGCACGGACCCACGCAUCAUCACUACCCGGUCAUGGAACACGGUGCCGCUCUGGAUACCAACAAGAGGCACUGCUACUCGGCUCAAUCCCCACAGCACCCUUCCUCCUACUUCAACUACUCCACCAUCUCCAUCCCCCUUCCUCACCCCCAACCACCUUUGCCAGAGAAGCGCCAUCCAACCGCCCAGGCAGGUUCACCUUCUGAUGGGGCAGGGACUCUGAGACCAGCCGUUGGCCACAUGCCUCCCUCCGCUGCCAGCACCACCCAGCAUCAGCACCAUGUCACCUUCUCUCCCACCGUGGGAGAAAUAGCUCCCCCUUCAGGCGACAAUGAAGCAGUGGCCUCCGUGGAGCCUGAGAAUGCAAAUAGGGUUAGUGUGAAGUUUGUCCAGGACAGUUCGAGGUUCUGGUACAAGCCUGGUAUCUCCAGAGAGCAAGCAAUCGCAGCUCUGAAGGAGAGAGAGCCAGGAGCCUUCUUGAUCAGGGACAGUAACUCAUUCCAGGGGGCCUAUGGUUUGGCCCUGAAGGUGGCUACACCUCCUGCCAAUGUCAACCAAAGCAGCAAGGUGAGCGACCCGCUGGAGCAGCUGGUCAGACACUUCCUCAUAGAGACAGGCCCUCGAGGAGUCAAGAUUAAAGGAUGUCAGAAUGAGCCCUACUUUGGGAGUCUGUCUGCGCUGGUCUGCCAACACUCCAUCACACCCAUCUCUUUGCCAUGUGCCCUGAAGAUCUCAGAGAAAGAUCUGAUAGGAGAGGUGCAGGAGGUUCAGCCAGUGAGUAACGUCAGCACGGCUGCUGACCUGCUGAAACAAGGAGCAGCCUGUAACGUCCUCUACCUGAACUCAGUGGAAACUGAGUCUCUGACCGGCCCCCAGGCCAUCGCCAAGGCAACGGAUGCUACACUGAGUCGUAACCCGCGUCCUGCUGCCACUGUUGUACAGUUCAAGGUGACGUCGCAGGGCAUCACGCUCACUGACAGCCAGCGCAGGGUUUUCUUCAGGAGACAUUACCCAGUGAACAGCGUCACCUUCAGCAGCGUCGACCCUAAAGACAGGAGGUGGACUAACUCAGACAACACCACUGUUAAGGUGUUUGGUUUCGUGGCGAAGAAGCCCGGCUGCGUGGCCGAGAACGUCUGUCACGUGUUUGCCGAGCUGGAUCCUGAACAACCCGCCUUGGCCAUCGUCAACUUUAUCACCAAGGUCAUGCUGUCGCAGCGGCGGUAGACAAAGACAGGAAAGGAGACGCGGAGCAGACAAGCAGGGACAGUGUUAACAGGGGGGUUUUACUGGACAGUGUCAGUGCUUGUGUUCUCUCAGUUUCAGGCCGUGACGCUAAUCUUUGUCCAUCAGGUGAUGACGUGACAAAGAUUUUCUUAUUGUUCCUUGUAAAUAUGUUCAGGAGGCAAUCGGAAAUCUUAGUCCAUGAUCCCAGCUGAUGGUUUUUCAUCUGUUGCUUCGCCACUUUGUCUGUGACCUAACAGCCCACACAGCUCACAUGGGUUCAUUCUCUGGAGUUAUUACUGGGGAGAAAGUCCGGAGCCUCUGACUCAGACAUUUGCGUUUUCACAUACAGCCCCUCAAGAGAUAGUCAGGAGAUUAUCCAGAGUACAGUGCAUGUCUGAAAGCAGCUAUUGUAAAGUAUUAUUGGAUGUGAACCCCCCCACAAUGAAACAGUGUUCUAUCAAAGCCAUAGUGUAUAGUGUUACAACUCCUCCAAAGAUGAGGGAAUAUCAGUAAUAGUAAAAACCAUCUGCAUCCGACAGGGACCUGUAUCAUGACGACAGAUCAGAUGAUGUUUGGUGAUUCCUGGUUUUGUGACACUGGCUCACUUUUACUAGGGGGAGCAGGAUUAAUGCUCCACAUACGUUGCGAAUAAGUAAGAAACAAAAAUGCUCCUCCAGAACUUAUCAUCUGAGGAGCAAGUGUUCUUCAGCAUUAAAAUAAACACCAACAGACUAACUAACACAACAUUUGUGGUCAGACAUGUUAGCUAUCUUUAAAAACUCCUUGUAGCUCUUUCUUCAACAGAUUUAUAUUGGACCACAAUUUUACUGUAGGAAACUAAAAGAUAAUCAAUCUAUUUUCCAUAGUCAUUGUCGAAGUAGUCACAUUUAAACAGGCCUGUAUGUCAGCUUCUUAUACAGUUUAUGAAUAUAUUUGAUCGUCUAGUGGCUGAUUGUGUGCCACUAACUUAUUUAGAGAACGCUGCCUCUUUCACAUUAAUAUGCUCAAAGCUGAUUAAUUAGCGUGAGAGUUAACUGAACCAGUAUCACUGAAACCAAGUAAGAUAAGAUAAGAGGUUUGUUUAUUGAUUAAAGCUGCACAAGGAAAUAGCAGCGUAGGGGGGAAAUAUGGAGUGGAAAAUAAAAACAAGAAUAGAAACAGAAAGUGGAAUAAAUUAGAUAAGAAUUGAAAUAGUACUGCGUGGUUGUGCAAUUUACAAUAUGUGCAGCACUCUUUCUUGGAUCAGUAAAAGAAUAACUGACUGAGACUUGCUUCAUGAUACAGGCUCCUGGUAAAUGUUGGUUAAAUUCAGCUUUUGAUAGAAUGCAUUCAAGCAGCCUUAAUGACACAUAGCAGCGUCUGUGUGUGUGUGUGUGUGUGUCUGUGUGUGUGUGUUACGACUGAGGUGUGUUGAGGGCAACAGAGAGGUUCAACACUUGGACGUGAUAAUUGCCUUUCAGAAAAACAGCAGGUGUUUAUAUUUUGUAUUGUUUAAAUAAAAGUGACCAAAGGCCUGAGGGUGUAGUUUAGUUUCUAUAUCAUGAGAUGUUCAUACAUAUGUACAGCACAUUCUACAGCCACUCUUGCCUUCAACCACACCCCCGCCCCACACUUAAUCGAUCAUUGCAUAAUCGACAAUCAUGUUUGGGUUUUUUUCCCUCUCACAUAUAUACUCUAUAAUCGGAGCGAGCGAGAGACCAAUGGUAACUCUCUAUUGAAAGCAAACAGGAACGUGAGCUCUAAACGAGGUUGUGUGCGAGGGAGUGACGAGUGACGAGAGCCUUCAGGUGAAUACGUCGGGUUUCAAGGUUUUGUUACGUCCACUUUUAAAGAAACGUAUGUGUAACGGGGAACAAGCUUGACGAGAAAGGACGCACAGUGUUGAAGCACGCCGACGCCAUGACACGCUCUGUGUUCAUUCACUGCUUCACAUCAAUAACGUUAAUCUGUUUUUGAAUCUCACAAAAUGAUUCACACAGUGUGUUAGACAGAGAGUGGCCUAAAGACAAAGUGUACUUAACCAAAGACAAAGCACUCUUGUAUUAAUAAGCGUUUUAUCCAGCUAUAUUUUUGUACUUAUUGCUUCAUGUAUUUUUACUAUGCGUUUAUUUAGUGUGUUGCCUCGUUUGGUAGAAAAACACUACUUGUAUUACAGCGUUAAUAUAUUGUGGUCUGUUUUCUUGUUGAUCUCUAUAUUAUGUAGUAAUAUAUUUUCACAUGCAGCUAUAGGACAGUGUAUGAGACAUACAAAGGAAAACGUUUGGUUUGAAAAGUAUAAUUAUGCUAUUUUGUAUGCAAAAACAAUGAAGAAUAGAAAUAAACUGAAAUUAUGUGGUACAUGAA